GCAUUUUUUCCUCUGAUGCCAUGGCGACAAUGGCGACAGAGCUAAGCGAAAUCCACAACUCUGAGAUCGAGCUGAGGAUCAAUCCUCGGAGGCACAAAGACAGAGUCUUUGUUGGUUGUGGCGCGGGAUUUGGAGGUGAUCGCCCAUUGGCGGCCUUUAAAUUGCUGCAAAGAGUCCAAGGAUUGGACUAUCUUGUGCUUGAGUGUUUGGCUGAGCGAACACUCGCUGAUCGCUACCAAGCCAUGGUGUCUGGUGGCCAUGGCUAUGAUCCUCGGAUUGUGGAGUGGAUGACGCUUCUUUUGCCUCUGGCUAUGGAGAAAGGUGUUUGUUUGAUCACUAAUAUGGGUGCAGUGGAUCCGAUUGGUGCAAAGAAGGAAGUUCUGGAUGUUGCAAAUAAGCUAGGAUUGGAUGUUGUUGUUGGUGUUGCUUAUGAAGUUCUCAAGCCAGGGCUAGGUUCUUCUUUGUUAGGUGAAGGAUUGAAAAUGAUGGAAGGUGGUGCUAGUACUUAUCUUGGAGCAGCCCCCAUUGUUCGUUGCCUGGAGAAGUACAAACCACAUGUGGUAAUUACCUCACGGGUUGCUGAUGCUGCGCUGUUCUUAGCUCCUAUGGUUUAUGAACUAGGUUGGAAUUGGAAUGACUUCAAACAACUUGCACAAGGGUCCCUAGCUGCUCAUCUACUAGAGUGUGGUUGCCAAUUAACAGGUGGAUAUUUCAUGCAUCCAGGAGAUGAGUACCGAGAUAUUUCAUUUGAGAAGCUUUUAGAUUUAUCACUUCCGUAUGCUGUGAUCAGUUAUGAAGGAGAAGUAUUUGUAGCAAAGACAGUUGGUAGUGGAGGUAUUUUGAACUAUAAUACAUGUGCUGAGCAGCUUCUUUAUGAGGUCGGUGACCCAUCUGCCUACAUUACCCCAGAUGUGAUUUCCAGGAUGUUUACUUCAAACCAUUAUCAGAAGAUAUUGUUUCCUGUAAGGGUGCAAAACCAUCUGAGACUGCCUUACCAGAUAGACUUUUGCGGUUGGUUCCAUUGUUCUCAGGAAUAUGGCUGGAAAGCUUGGGGUGAGAUAUCCUAUGGAGGACAUGGAUGUUUGAAGCGUGCCGAGGCAGCAGAGUUUCUGGUCAGGUCUUGGAUGGAUGAAACAUAUCCUGGCACCAAAGAUUGUGUCUCCUCUUAUAUUAUUGGAUACAACAGCCUAAAAAUAGGCAUUCCCGAUAUUCAUAACUUAUCUGAGAAACAAACAUUGGACAUACGACUUCGCAUGGAUGGAUUGUUUAAGCAAAAGGAGCAUGCGGUUCAUUUUAUUGAAGAAUUCAUGGCUUUAUAUACAAACGGGCCUGCGGGUGGUGGUGGAAUCUGCACAGGACAAAAGAAGGAGAUAAUUCUUCAGAAAGAACUGGUUGAACGCCAUAAUGUUUACUGGAAGACAGCAAUGAGCCAAACUAAGACCUCAAAUCAAUGUAGUCAGUAUCCAAUUUGUCAGGAUUUCAACCAAAUUCACAGUCCAAGAGAACAUUCCCACCCAUUUGACAUCCCUAAAGACAACUCCUUCAAUGAGGUCAAUUCGUCAGCUUUGACUUCUGCCGCUCCAUCUGGCAAGAGGAUCCCUCUUUAUGAAGUUGCCCACAGUCGUGCCGGUGAUAAAGGCAACGACUUGAAUUUCUCCAUCAUUUCUCAUUUUCCUCGAGACAUCGAUAGACUGAAGAUGGUAAUAACACCAAACUGGGUGAAGAACAUUGUUUCUCAUCUCCUAGACACGUCUUGCUUUCCUUCUCCUGAAGCCAUUGAGCACCGAAACAACUUGCUUGAUCAAGUAAACAUUGAGCUUUACGAAGCCAAAGGAAUCAAUUCAUUGAAUGUUGUGGUGCGGAACAUACUUGAUGGAGGUGUCAACUGUUCUCGAAGAAUCGAUCGGCAUGGGAAGACUUUGUCGGAUCUUGUUUUAUGCCAAGAAAUCAUGUUACCUGAGUGAAUGUUUGUAGUGAUUGUUCUUGUAGCAACAACACAGAAGUUUCAAAUGCUUGAUUGAUUGUUCUAUGUGGUUUGCUUGCAGCAAUAAAUGCUUCAUAAUGCAAAUAACUUCAUGUA
Dioscorea cayenensis subsp. rotundata (Guinea yam) is the source of this 2080-nucleotide messenger RNA. RefSeq lists its product as uncharacterized. The record is from RefSeq and is a predicted model, not a curated record. The transcript is spliced from 13 exons. Lineage: Eukaryota; Viridiplantae; Streptophyta; Magnoliopsida; Dioscoreales; Dioscoreaceae. Bases 21 to 1964 code for a protein of 647 amino acids.